Messenger RNA from Trichomonas vaginalis G3, 966 nucleotides. RefSeq names its product organellar and viral DNA polymerase type B. The record is from RefSeq and is a predicted model, not a curated record. The coding region runs from base 1 to 966 and encodes 321 amino acids. Lineage: Eukaryota; Parabasalia; Trichomonadida; Trichomonadidae. The transcript has a single exon.
AUGAUUUCAACAAUCGGCACAACAACAAUUCAAGCCGCGAACGGCAGGACUCUGGCCGCAACAACAGCACCAAACUCGUUAGUCAUGAAUCCAACAUCUAUGUUAGUAGAAAUGAAAAACUUCAUUCCUUCUUCAUUUACUUUCGAAACAGAAAUACAAAAAAUUAAGCAGGAACUUUUAACAAGUAAUUUAGACUGUACCGCACAGGAUGAAGAAAAUGAAGAAUAUCUUUAUGAAAUGCAAGAUAUCAUAGACCAUUUACCUAAAUUACCUGAAGUUCAGCAACAGAAACUGACUGUUCCUGAAUUCGAUGAAAUAGAAGUGAAAGUUAGUGAUUCUGCAGAAAUUAAGAAAUUCAUUCGUAAGGUAAAUUCUGAAUUCUUAGGUUUUCAUUGUAACCAUAAAGUUAUGGAUAAAGACUGCGGCAUGAUUUAUAAAAACAUCUCUGACAUAUAUAAAUCGGGGGAGUUUAAGACAUACAAUAACUUUGUUUCAUUAGCUGCAAAAUGUGUGUGGGAGAUUAGAGAUAAAGACAGAAGAGGUAAAGUAUGGCAUGAACAGAUAAAACCAACUGCUUCAGAUUUAAAGAAAGUCAUUGACGCCUUAGUUGUUUUAGCAGGUAAGGUUUCAGAAUAUAACGCAAAAAUGAAUCCGCAAUGUUCUAAAUGUAAAGCAGCAAUUAGGAAAUAUAACUAUUCAGUAAAAGAGAUAGAAAGAAUGAGAAACGAUUACGAAGAUUUAAAGAGGGAGGCAGAGAAACCAGCAGAAGAUAAAAUGAACAUGUUAGAAUUUCUGAAUAAAAACUAUCCCACAGCCGAUGAUUUCCUUUUAUCUGAUGUUAAGAAGAAGUAUAAAGAAACUUUCGGCAUUGUUAAAACUUUUGAUAUAUUAACUGAAGAAAUAGAAGCUACAAAAAUAUUUAAAAUUUCACGAAUUCAUAACGUAUAUCAUGUGAAACGUUUAUAA